CAGCUGAAGAUUCUGGAUCUACCUCUGCGCCUGUAAAGAAUUUGUUUCAGGGUCCUACUUCUCGAUACAGGUCGAAUUCUCAUCAACAAUGUCUGGCGCCCGCCACUGGGAGCAGGACAAGGAUUCCACCAUCUACAUCGGAAACCUCGAUGAGCGUGUAACCGACUCUCUGGUCUGGGAACUUUUUCUACAGGCCGGACGGAUCGUGAAUGUCCAUCUGCCAAAAGAUCGAGUCACUCAGUCACAUCAAGGCUAUGGCUUUGUUGAGUUUAAUUCCGAGGAGGACGCCGAGUAUGCUGCCCGAAUCAUGAAUCAAGUCCGACUGUUCGGUAAACCAAUUCGUGUCAACAAAGCCAGUGCCGACAAGCAAAAGUCUGUCGAGGUUGGUGCUGAGCUCUUUGUGGGGAAUCUGGAUCCGAUGGUUGACGAAAGGAUGCUCUACGAUACAUUUGGCCGAUUUGGAACCCUGGUGGCAGCCCCAAAGGUUGCACGAGACGAGAGCAAUCUAUCAAAGGGAUAUGGCUUCGUCUCAUUCUCGAAUUUUGAAUCUUCUGACGAUGCGAUUGCUAACAUGAAUGGUCAAUACCUCAUGAACAAGGAAGUCUCAGUCCAGUAUGCUUAUAAGAAGGACGGUAAGGGGGAGCGACAUGGUGAUCAGGCAGAGAGAAUGCUUGCAGCUCAAGCAAAGGCCCAUGGCGUCCAACCGACACCUGCUACCAUCCCUAUUGGUGGCCCCUUGUUUGGGGGUAUUCCUCCAUCGCCCGUCCAACCCGCAGGGUUCGGUGCGCCAAACAGCAAUUUCCAGUCCAUUCCUCCACCAGCUCAAGCUCGACCUCCGCCUCCUCCCACUGUUCCUCUCAGCGCUCCACCUAGCGGACUUCCAGCGAGGCCGCCUCCAAGUCAAGCAGGAUAUGGUGGGCCGCAGAGUUUUAUUCCUCAGGGAUACGGUCAGAUACCACCUGGUUUUCCUCCACCGAAUGCCGUACCUCCUCCCGGCUUUGGCCCUCCUCCCGGCUUUGGUGGCCCUCAACCUAGCUCUGCGCCGGCCCCGCCACCACACAUGCCUCCAGGCUUCACCGGUUAUGGGAUUCGCAAAUGAGCAUCAUCAAAUUGCCGCAGAUCACUGUGAAUGCCAGAUGAGUGUCCUUCGAUGGCUUUUAGGCUGCUAUAUGUACCCUGAAUAUCAAUGUCGAAGCACCGAUGAGACCAUAAAUUCGCACAUUGAGGAAUUCGCCGACCGAAAAGCUCUCAAGAAAUUGUGGACCACUCUGAUCAACAUCCUCCCUCUCGACGCAGACAUGGGCGAUGAUUCUCCCGGCUCUCGGAUUGCAGCUGGUGCUCUCUUGACUACUGUUGACAGGUAGCACAUGUCUACCUUUGACUCAAAGGGCAUUUAUGACGCUCGAUUUGUCUCCCUGCUUGUCAAACCGUCUCCCGGGAGAUGGUGCAUGGUGGUGGGCUUCCUGGGGCACAAACCACAAGGAACAUUUUCUGACCCUUGAACACACCCCCUUGUGGUUGCGAGCAUUCUAAACAAAUCAAGCUUCACAGCCUCUGGCAAGUCGAAACCCAUGCACUUCGAGGGAUCUAGUAUGAUCGACCACGCUACAGCCCAAGAGUAGAGUCGCGACCAAUGGCACAACAACGAAAGGAGGAAAAGCUCGUUUCAGCUCAACGAUUCAGUCCAAGCCAUGCAUCAAACAAAAGGGGUAAUGGUUGUACUAAUUCGUUGGUUAUGUCUAUAUUGCGUUUCCGGAGGCGAAUAGACACAGAUCAGAUCGUAUUAAACGGCCGUAAACAUGGAAGGGGGCCUAAUCUCUCUAAUCAAAUGUUUAUGUAAAGCGCGUUUCUAGGAGUCAAUAGACAUAGGACAUAGAAGCAGGCACACAAUUUUGGAAUGAGAAGCGCUGCGAGACC
Molecule: messenger RNA, 1917 nt
Organism: Exophiala mesophila
Lineage: Eukaryota; Fungi; Ascomycota; Eurotiomycetes; Chaetothyriales; Herpotrichiellaceae
Exons: 2
Coding region: 89-1099 (336 amino acids)
Biological process (GO): positive regulation of mRNA splicing, via spliceosome
Cellular component (GO): nucleolus; U12-type spliceosomal complex
Molecular function (GO): RNA binding
Source: RefSeq, a predicted model, not a curated record